Molecule: messenger RNA, 9793 nt
Organism: Pararge aegeria (speckled wood butterfly)
Lineage: Eukaryota; Metazoa; Arthropoda; Insecta; Lepidoptera; Nymphalidae
Gene: DIP2
Product: disco-interacting protein 2
Exons: 18
Coding region: 87-4871 (1594 amino acids)
Source: RefSeq, a predicted model, not a curated record
AUUCAAGAUGGCUAGAUGUUACGAUGGUGUCUUAGACUUUUGUCGUUAACUUUAUUUGUUUUGUGUGAAAAAGUGCUGUUUUCACUAUGGCUGACUUAAGUGUUGAUAUAUCAAAGUUGCCUGACGAGAUUAGAGAUAAGUUGGCUGAGUUGGACUUGGAGUUGUCUGAAGGUGACAUCACACAAAAGGGAUAUGAAAAGAAACGCACGCGACUUCUUCAGCCUUACACAGCGCAGCAGCAACCUCAAGGGUAUAUUACAGCGGGCAAUCAACUGCCUCGCGGACCUCGCGGCGACAGUGGUAGCGGCCGACAGCUCACAAGGAAUCGUCGGACACACCGACGGGUCACGCACAAUGAGAAGAGAUACCAUUCAGAAGUGCGACAGGAAGCAGUGCAACAGGCGCUCGCAGAAAUGCAGAACCGGCCAAAACCAUCUCUUCCCAUGCCAUCUAAACGAACCUCAAUGAUGGCCAAAAGUCCUGACAGAGAGAGACACGAUCUAUCAUCAAGUUCAGACGAAGACUCGUGUGCCGGCGACACUGAGCUACCACCACCUCCCGAGCUGGGUUCACCACCAGCUCGCCGACCCGCCGCCCCGCACCCCCGCGCCCAUCCACACCCUCUGCCGCAACUGCACCACCAGAGGGAGAAGAAACACGCGCCCAGGGAAAAGACAGAAAUAGACCUUUCAGAAAUUACACAUCUUCCAACGUAUAUUCAGCCAGAUGUAACACACACGACGUCUGGGGCCCGACGUGGUGGCGCUCAUAUUGCAGACCGCGUGCAGUGUUACGCCCAACCGGAAGAUACGGGGACUGGCACCGGCAGAUGGAAGGUGUCAGCCAAAAUACAACAACUCCUUAAUACGCUAAAGCGACCCAAGCGCAGACCGUUACCAGAAUUCUACGAAGACGAUGACAUAGAGUUAGAGAUUGCAGCCAAUCCAAAAGAUCCUAAUGCGCCGAAACCAGAAGGCGGCACCAUGACACCUGCUGUUGGCGAACAGCUCGUGGUGCCAGCUGGUCUGCCGAGAAACCUCGAAGCAGCUCUACAAAGAUACGGAACAGCGUCCUUUAAAGCAAACGUCGCCACUGUACUAGAUCCUAACGGAAAACUUAGUAACUCACUCACAUUUGGGAAGCUACUGAGCAGAUCUCUGAAAAUAGCGCAUGCAGUAUUAAAUAGAACGUUUACUUCGAAAAGCAGUAGCGGCGGUCCACUCACUGGAGACAAUUCAAUUAAGCCUGGCGACAGGGUGGCGUUAGUGUAUCCUAACAAUGAUCCAAUCAAUUUCAUGUGCGCCUUUUACGGCUGUCUGCAAGCGGGCAUCGUUCCCGUGCCUAUAGAAGUGCCAUUGACUAGACGCGACGCGGGUCUCCAACAAGUCGGUUUUCUGCUCGGCUCGUGUGGUAUCCAGUAUGCUUUGACUUCUGAUGCUUGCUUGAAAGGUUUACCGAAAACAUCAUCUGGUGAUGUGGUGUCUUUUCGGGGCUGGCCAUCAUUGCAGUGGGUGUCAACGGAGAAGCUGCCGAGGCCGCCUCGCGAUUGGAUACCUCCGCCGCGACCCUUGGAGGACUGUCCAGCGCACAUUGAACACACAUCUGCUGCAGACGGAUCUGCUAUGGGCGUCAUUGUUACUCGGGCAUCAAUGUUGGCACAAUGUCGAAUGCUCUCCGUGGCUUGCAACUACACCGAAGGGGAGCACAUGGUUUGUGUUCUAGACUUCAAAAGGGAGACUGGACUGUGGCAUGCUGUGCUGGCAAGCGUCCUAAAUGGAAUGCACGUUAUAUUCAUACCAUACGCCCUUAUGAAAGUCAGCCCAGCUUCGUGGAUGCACAUGAUAACAAAAUACAGGGCGUCAGUAGCUAUCGUGAAGUCACGUGAUCUCCACUGGGGUCUACUGGCCACACGCGAUCAUAAGGAGAUCUCAUUGAGCUCUCUAAGGAUGCUUUUGGUGGCCGAUGGUGCUAAUCCAUGGUCCUUGUCUUCAUGCGAUCAAUUCCUUUCCAUAUUUCAAAGCAAAGGUGUACGGGGAGAUGCCAUUUGCCCAUGCGCUUGCAGUAGCGAAUCGCUUACAGUGUGUGUCCGGCGCGCCGGACGUGGAGGAUCAUCAGCUGGACGCGGCGUUCUCUCAAUGUCCGGCCUCUCGUACGGCGUUGUCAGGGUGGACGCAGAAAACUCUCUAACUUCACUCACACUUCAAGAUUGUGGACAAGUCAUGCCGUCGUGCGUAAUUGUGGUGGUGAAAAUGGAAGGGCCAGCAUACCUGUGCAAGACCGAUGAAGUGGGUGAAAUUUGCGUUCUGUCCGGGGCAACCGGAUCCGGCUAUUGGGGGCUACCGGGCCUUACGAACACGGUGUUCCGGGUUCAACCGCUCGACUCUGAUGGUGAACCCAUCGGCGAAGAGCACUAUGUCCGCAGUGGGUUACUUGGAUUCCUGGGACCGGGUGGAUUGGUAUUCGUAUGCGGUUCUCGCGAUGGCCUUAUGACUGUUACGGGGCGCAAACACAACAUGGACGAUAUAAUAGCUACAGUCCUCGCCGUAGAGCCCAUGAAAUUCAUAUACAGGGGACGGAUCGCUGUGUUCUCUGUUCGGGUCUUACGCGAUGAGCGUAUUUGUAUCGUGGCUGAGCAACGACCGGACUGUGGAGAAGAAGAGUCUUUCCAAUGGAUGUCCCGCGUGCUGCAAGCCGUGGAUUCUAUCCAUCAAGUAGGCAUAUAUUGCCUUGCUCUCGUGCAACCGAACUAUCUCCCUAAAACGCCCCUCGGCGGUAUACAUCUUAGUGAAUGCAAGAGACGCUUCCUUGAAGGGACUCUGCAUCCCGCCAACGUGCUGAUGUGCCCACACACGUGUGUUACCAACUUACCCAAACCUAGGGAAAUACAUUCAGCAGAUGUUGGGCCGGCCUCAGUAAUAGUGGGUAAUUUGGUCCAAGGCAAUCGACUUGCUUCUGCCCAGGGUCGUGAUAUGGGAUACACGGAUGACUCUGACGCCGCUCGAAAGUAUCAAUUCAUAUCACAAAUACUCAGGUGGCGCGCACAGAGUACGUCAGAUCAUGUAAUAUUUACAUUGCUCAAUUCAAAAGGUGCUGUAUCCAAAGUUUUGACUUGUGCCGAAUUACACAAGAAAGCCGAGAGAAUCGGCAACCUGUUAUUAGAAAAAGGUCGCGUCAAUACAGGAGACCAUGUGGCGCUAAUAUUCCCACCGGGACUUGAUCUCAUUUGCGCUUUCUACGGUUGUUUAUACGUGGGCGCAGUUCCGGUGACUAUAAGGCCGCCUCAUCCUCAGAACCUCCACACGACAUUACCGACGGUCCGAAUGAUCGUAGACGUGAGCAAAGCGACGCUAGUCCUCUCAAACCAAUCUGUGAUAAAACUGCUCAGAUCUAAAGAAGCUAGUAAUGUCCUCGAUAGCAAAGCUUGGCCAAUAACUCUCGAUACGGACGACAUGCCCAAGAAGAAAUUACCUAUUUUAUACAGAGCUCCGACAGCAGAGAUGCUCGCGUAUUUGGAUUUUAGCGUGUCUACUACGGGCAUGCUAGCCGGAAUCAAAAUGUCGCACGCAGCAGUUACAUCACUCUGCCGGUCAAUGAAAAUAGCCUGCGAAUUGUACCCAUCUCGGCACAUAGCACUGUGUCUCGAUCCGUACUGCGGACUGGGAUUCGUACUAUGGUGUCUCAGCAGUAUCUAUUCAGGGCAUCACUCAAUCCUGAUUCCCCCUUCGGAGGUGGAAAUAAAUCCCGGCCUUUGGCUAAGCGCAGUCUCACAGUACAAAGUGCGCGACACGUUUUGCUCAUACGGUGUUAUGGAACUAUGCACUAAAGGCUUGGGUAGUUCUGUGAAUCAACUCAAAGCAAAGGGUAUUAACUUGGCGUGCGUAAGGACGUGUGUUGUAGUUGCAGAAGAGCGACCGAGAAUCAACUUGACCAACUCGUUUUCCAAACUUUUCUCGGCCCUCGGUCUGAGCCCGAGAGCAGUGUCGACGUCUUUCGGAUGCCGAGUGAACAUUGCUAUAUGUCUACAAGGCGCGAGUAGUCCAGAGCCAUCUACUGUAUACGUAGAUCUAAGGGCUCUAAGGAACGACCGCGUGUCUUUAGUCGAACGUGGCAGUCCACACUCCCUUUGCUUAAUGGAGUCCGGUAAAUUGCUGCCGGGGGUUAAAGUGAUUACUGCAAACCCGGAGACUAAAGGGCAAUGUGGAGAUUCUCAUUUAGGAGAGAUAUGGGUGCAGUCCCCUCAUAACGCAAGCGGUUAUUUUACAAUUUACGGCGAUGAGAGCGAUUAUGCUGAUCAUUUCAGUGCCCAGCUUGUUACUGGAAACACUGGGGAAGUUUAUGCGCGAACUGGAUACUUGGGAUUCUUGAGGCGAACAGAGAUAAGUACGACCGCUGUUGGAAGCGACGACACUUCUAUAAUGACACGCGACAGCGACACAGAGUCUUUAGCCUCCGCCUGUGGAAGUGUCUCUGGCCUGGGCUCUUCGGACUCCCAUGAUACCCACGACGCCGUUUUUGUUGUGGGUGCGCUCGAUGAAACGAUCAUGCUUCGAGGAAUGCGGUACCAUCCUAUUGAUAUUGAAAACUCAGUGAUGAGGUGCCAUAAGAAGAUUGCCGAAUGCGCCGUCUUCACGUGGACCAACUUGCUAGUCGUUGUAGUGGAACUCGACGGCAACGACAGCGAAGCACUCAACCUGGUCCCGCUGGUGACUAAUACUGUACUCGAGGAACAUCACCUGAUAGUUGGAGUAGUCGUUGUCGUGGAUCCAGGUGUGGUGCCGAUCAACUCCCGCGGUGAAAAACAGCGCAUGCACCUGCGAGACGGGUUCCUAUCCGAUCAAAUCGACGCAAUAUAUAUCGCGUAUAAUAUGUAAAUCUGUUUUGGCGGCAUUUUGCAUCAUUGGCCAUUGCCUAAAUCGGGUUCCAAAAUACUAUAUAUCAAUGUAAAAACUUUUUGGUGACUUGAAGUGCCCGAUCUGAACGGUCCCAUCGUUAAUAAGUAAGUUCCAGUUUAGAGUCAACACAGAUUACCUAUUCGACUGUUUUAGAGUUAUAUAUUAAUUAUAUUUAAUUUUUAUUACUAUAAUAUUUUGUUACGUGUGUGUAAGUACUUUGAAUUUGUGUCAUUUUUGUUUCUGUGGGAAUAUAGUUUGCAAUAUUUUUUUUUUCAAAUUGAUGUUUUAUGUUGCUUAAAGCAAAGCUUUAAAUGAUUUAUUUUCUUAGUGAGUUGUUACGUCUGGCUCAAAUUACUCAAAUGAAAGCUUGUUAUAUGUUGAUAAACACUUUAUUAUGUAUAAAAACAGUGUACUGCACUAUUGCAUUUCUUUAAUGUAGGUAUAUUGACACAAGACUGCAAGACUGACAAGAUUUUACUUAAAAUCGCUUUAAAUUUUCGAGUCAAAACGUCUUGUGUCUUAAAAACACUUAAUUAAAAAAAAAACUAUCAAUACUAUAAGAUUGUUCGAUAUUUUGGACAGCCAUUGCGUAUUGUCACUAGAAAAAAGUCGAAUUCCAACCUACUGGUAUUUAAUUUCAUAUUACAAAUAGAUUUUGCGUCUCACUCGUUUUUCAUUAUAAAAAACAAUUCGUAAUGGCACAAUAUUUUUUAAUUAUCUAACUUUACACCCAACGGGUUCUUGAUAGGACGCAUCCAGACUGGCGGGCUACUAGUUUUGACUCGCGUCUUUUAGCGCUAAGCAUUUUCUCUUGUAAGGUAUACGGACAUUGAGAUAUAUUUUAGGGAGAUGUCAUAGUCAAUGAGUAUUCAGCAUUGUAAUUUUAUAUAAACAAUUGGGUGUUUGACUAAAAUCAUCACAAUAUCAGCUAAACGAUUUUAGAAGUAUUCAAGGGGAAAAUGUCGCUAGGUUAAGUUUUUUAACUGAAAUGACCAUUAAAACUAUUAGGUGAAUCGAGAAAGUUAGUCAAGUUUGUACACAAUAUAAAUCAUCCCGAUGAACCUCCAUAUUUUAUCUAUUAAUAAUCCGUAAUUCUGGAAAGAUUAUUCUAGUUAUAUAUUAUUCAAAUAAGUUGGCAAAAUUUUGCGACGUUGACAUAUUGGUCGCGCAUUGGGCUGUUGUAUGCGCAGAAUAUAAAAACUUUAAAUAUAGUCGAACUUCGAUUUCAGAAUUUUCGACUCUUUCUUAAUAUUAUUUCUCGAUCUUUUUUAAUAUUAUUAUAAAAGAGGAUAGUUUACAUAUGAGAUUGAAACCACGACCAAUAAAUAGCAACAAACCUUAUCAUCCCUGCUUUUAUAGAUAAUGCAUACCCACAAUUUAUGGCAUCACAAUGUGAAAGCUAAUUAAGAGUUAUUUUUUUUAACAGUGAAUUGAAGAACUUCUGGCCAUUUGUAGAUGACUAUUAGUAAUGGUUUAAAACGUUGGAACCAAAGACAUCUAUAGUUGGUUGUUAAAGCUAGUUUUUCUCGAGCGAUUAAACGAUAGCGCAAUUCGCUAAUCUGCCAAAUUAAUAUGCGUUGUCAAAUUAUCAAAGGCUUCCACUAAUCGCCCUUAUAAACAGAUCCGUUUGUCCAUGUGACUUUAGUUUACAUAAAGUUUUGUUAUAAUAAAGUAUCAUGGGCUCAAUUCAAAAGGUUUAAAUAUAAAUGUUAUCGAUUCUAUUUUAUCACAUAUCACAAUGAAAGUGAUUGUCAAAGUAGUUACCAGGUAUUCACAUUACUGAUUUUUUAUAACACCAAGCACAAUAUAACAAUAUUAAAGAUAUUUUUAGUCGCCCUCAAUGCUCUUAUACAAUUAUAAAAUUAAUUAAUUAAAAUCACGUCAAAUGCCCAAUUAUAUUGUUGUGAUUAUUACGAAACAAGUUAUUUCUAAUACUAGUUUAUAUGUAAAUGUAAUUUUAUUGCCGCUGGCAAUUUUAUAUUUAGAGUUAGUGAUUCAUAAAAAUAUACUGCAUUUAAUUUGUUAGUUCCAUGUUUAUGUUUUUAUUUCUAUCAUUGACAAUAAAAUCUGGAUCGGGAUUUGCGAUAUUGCAGUUAAUAUUCUAAGAAAUGUAGCGUUUAGGUACCUGUCAUAAAAAAAGUAUGUAAAGGUAUUUCGACGUGCUUUGUGGAUAUGGCAAAUACUUGGAUACUAUGGGUUGUCAUACCAUUUCACUGCUUUUAAUGAUGACUUUUCCAUAGAGAAAGUAUAUGAAGCAAACAGAAGUUAGAGCUUCACGUAAAUUAUGUUCAGCAUCGCACGAUCUCUCGUCUUUCUUCGUAAUAUUAAUAAAUAUUUAUAUGUAUCUGAGUGUUUCCCUCGAUUUCCAUUGAUGUAAGACUAAAUUCAAAUUUAAUGUCAUGUUACGCGCGGCUGUGAAAUAAUGAUUGAAGGAAGCUUAAGGUUUUCGUGGGAGAAGAUAAGAGCAUUUUCACUGUCGGGCCUAUGUCGAUGGCAUAUGAUUGGAUCUCUUACAGUGUUCCUCUCCAUAUCAUUUACUGUUUAUUAUUCAGGUCCUAAAUGAAUAAAACGAUUCAAAUUACUCAGGCAGAAUAAUGUUGUUGCAUUAUUUAUUAAAGUAAAUCAAUUACGUUAACUAAUCGUCAAGUGAAAGUGCCACUAGCUCGCUUACAGCGACUCAUUGCUGUCGCGUGGAAUAUGACGGCUAAUUUGAAUGCACCCGAGCACUUGCGGAUGGGUGGUUUCUUCAUGCUAUUUUUGAUGUUCCCAUCGGUUUAAUAACCACAGGGAAAAGCAUGAAUCAUUGGUAUCUGUGCCAAUAACCUCACAUGUCUUUCAUGAAUAUUAUAUUAAUUAAAUGUACUCGUAGUAACUGGGUACAGUAAUUUAUAAUCAAAGGGUACAAUAUUAAUUAGAUAUUCUUGGGAUAAGACAUAAUGUGGGCUUGGAGCACUAUUUCUAGUAGAUUAUAUUGUUUUCAAUACAUUUGCUCGUAAAGUGUUUUAAAUUUUACCUUUGUGCUAACUUUAAAUUUGAUUUUGGCAGACUGUGUAAUAUAUUAGCGCAGAGUCUUUGGCAGACUGUGCUGUAUCAUUAGCAGCAGUAAGUGUUGUCGCGGGUUGUUUUUACUUACAAAUGUAUUGAAAGAUGUAGUAUGAUACACGUGUGCACUGUCAUUGUAACUGCAUAAAAUUUGCGCCUGAACGCGCACUUGUAUAAUAAAUUACUAUUAUAAAUCGUAAGAUGUCAGUAUCUUGAAUAAAGUAAUAUUAUAUUAUGACAUGUCUAAAUGGGACGCAUCCGAGACAUGCUGUAGGAAAAUCAGUGUAGUGGUCGUAAGUUAAGUUUAAUGAUCAUUUUGCUUAUUAGCUUAUUCCAUUCCAGUAACUUUUCUCUAUAUUUAUAACUAUAUUAUUGUCAUGGAAAAUAUUGAAUUUAUUUUUUUCUACAAUAUUAUUAGAUUCUCUAAUUUAAGGCCCGUGUUAUGCAGGCAGUGUCAACCUCUAACCCGUCUGGUUUACAAUAAUUUAUUAUUUAUUAUUUUAUUGAUUAUUACUUAUUACUUUUAAUGUAAGGAUACAUCACCGUCGGUCUGUAUGUCCAAAUAUGGCUGUAAAUUUUAGUACUAAUAGUCACUAUUUAUACUGCGCAACACGCACGCACCUCUGGAAUUUACUAAGUUAUGUGCGUUUUAAGUAAUUAAAAUACUUGCUUUAACUGCAAAGGAAAACAUUGCGAGGAAACUUGCAUGCCUGUGAGUUCUCCAUAAUAUUCUCAAAGGCGUGAAAAGUUCAACAAUCCGCAAUGUGGCAACGCGGUGGACUACGGCCUAAACUCUUCUCAUUGUGGGAGGAGACCCGUGCCCUGUAGUGGGCCCAGUAAUGGGUUUACGAUGAUUAUGAUGAUCUAUGAUAUUACGAAAACAUAUAUAAAAACUAGCAACAGGUAUAAUGUAUUGCAUUUUAGCAAACAUUAUACCUACGUAUAAAGCAGAAUUCAUUUUAUUAUUCUAUCAUAAACAAAUUUUAAUUUUUUUACGGACUGCGAAAGAAACAACCCCGUAAGUACGUUGGCCUGAGCAAAACUCAGCAAUAUUAUAUUUACAUACAAUAUAAUAUAUAAGUCCAGUGCAAAAUCAACUAGUCUUAUCCCUUUACAAUAAAUCAUACUUGUGGCUAUAUUUUGGUAGGUAACCCUGAAGAAACGUUUUCCUGCACUAGUAUUAAUGUACUUUUAGUAAUGACGCACAUAGGUUUGGGGUUCACACCGCCUAAUAACAGGCUAUCUAUAACUUUGUACUCUAUUUUUUGUAAUUAUUUAUUGCUAAAUUGUACAUAUAAUUUUGUUGUUUAUUUUUAUGUUAAAAUGAUUUUCGUUUAGCCCUAUAUUAUUUUUAUUAGUCAGUGAAGUAGUAUUAGGACAAAUUAAAUUGAUUUAUAAUAAAUUAAUGAAUUGACGGUAUUCGGAAUUCCUUUAUUUUCUUUUACUUUAUAAAAGUAUAAUUUCUAUCGUAUUUUCAAACAUAGUCAUGUUAAAACAUAAGUAUAAAAGUAGUUCUAUAAAUCUGAUUAGUGAACAAAUGUCUUAUUUGUAAUCCUUCUUUAAAAUAAUGCAUAAUGUAUUGGUUCGAGGUCCUGCAGAAAGGUUCAAUUUUAAUUCUCAAAAUUGGAAUCGGGUGUAUUUUCAAGACUUCGUUUAUAAAUACAUUAAAUAGUAUUAUUAAAAAUAUGUAACGCACAAAAUUGUAAGCAUUUUGGCAACUUUUUGGACAUUCGUGGUUUAUGGAAGGUUUCCCUUCCAAUGUUUUUACUUCAUUGCCAAAAAUGAACUGUUGGGACUUUGUAACCGCUUUUACAAUUGUGAUUUUUUCUGAUGUAUGAGUAAAUAAACAUGCAACCUGA